AUGACAACCAGAUCGAGAAAAUCAAAGCGCAAGUUAGAAGUGGAGUCACCUCGGUUCAACUUCACCAAGAAGCUCCGGCUGAAGGUGUCUCGACGACGACGGAAAAAUUUAUCCCCGGUGCUUCUCAUCAACAACUCUGACCAUAAUCCUAGUUUUUCCAUGGAUUCCAGUUCUGACUCCGACUUCGUUGCCGGUGAAGUUUCCUGCAACUCCAGCAGAGCUUCCAUCGCCAGCAAGGAAAAUAAAAACUCGAGAAACGAAUCAUCAAUCAAUUCAGCGAUAAAUCUGAUCUCCGAGAAGCGAAAUGAGAAUGAAGUGGAAGUGUCAGAGUCUUCAUGCGCGGACUCCAAUUCGUUCUCCCGAAGCAGAAGCUCAAUUCUAAAGGUCAGAAACGGAAGAGAAUCUAAGAGUAUAAGAGGAGACGACAACUCUUUGGAGCUGCAUGUGAAAUCGGAUAUUACUGCCAUUAAGAAGUUCAAAAGUGGAAGUGAGAUUAAGAAACAGGACGUUUCAUGCGCGAAAUCAGAGAUUACUUGCGAGGAACAGUACAAUUCGAAGUCCUCCAGCUACGGAGACAUGAAAAUCUCUUCCGAAUCAAAUGGAAACGACGUCUCAUUUAGUUCUGGAGUUCGUGUGUUGAUUGAGGAGGAAACAAAUAACAGCAAGAAAAACAGAGCGUCGAAAUGUGAAUACUCAGAAGGUUCCAGAAACAUCCAGGUGGAGGACAAUUGCACGGAUUUAAUAGCACAAUCAAAUCAGGAAUCGGAAAUUUACAACAUCGUGGUGGACCUUGCUUGCUAUGAGGAUCUGCGUUGCCCUGAAGAUCUGCAUUUCUCAUACUGUGACGAUGAUGAAGAAUCGGAACAUUCCAGUCAGGGAACUGUAUUUUCUGAGUUUCAUUCCGAGAUUUUAGGUGAAUGCUCGCAGCCAGAAGUUUCGGAUUACUCUCCGUCAAUGUUCGUGGAUUCUGGAAGCCAAUUUUCGGGGGGAUCCGUAGGAGAAACUCCUUCCCCUAUGUAUUUGUUGUUCCUUCAGUAUCGCAAGGAGUUCACAACUCUUUAUUCUACUUCUCCAGUGAUGAACUCUUCGUCAAGCAACGAGGAUGAUGUCAAUUUUGGGAGAUUUGAAGAUUCUGAUGACGAGGACAGCUACCAGAUGCUGAGGAAGAGAGAGAGGAAGCAAGUCUUUGUGUCAAAUUAUGGUAAAAGAUAUAUCUCUACCACUGAAUUCGGAGAGACCGUGCUUGAGCAGCGUGCGCAGAUGGUUCACUGGAUCAUUGAGAUAGCACAGCAAUCUUGUCGAAAACAGCUUCGGCAAGAGACGAUUUUUCUUGGAGUCAACCUACUUGACCGUUUCCUAAACAAAGGAUACUUCAAAGUCGAAAAACACCUUCAAAUCGUUGGAAUAGCUUGCCUCUCGUUAGCGAUCAGGAUCGAAGAAAAUCAACAACACAACAGAAUGGGGCAAACCAAUUUCUAUGUAGGAAGCAAUAAGUACAGUAGAUGCGAGGUGGUAGCUAUGGAAUGGAUGGUGCAGGAGGUGCUCAAGUUUCAGUGCUUUCUGCCUACCAUCUACAAUUUCUUGUGGUUUUACCUAAAAGCGGCCAAUGCUGAUGCAGACAUUGAGAAGAGGGUCAAGUAUCUGGCAGUGCUGACACUGUCAUCUCAUGAGCAACUGUGCUACUGGCCUUCAACAGUUGCUGCAGCACUUGUAGUCCUGGCUGGUCUUGAAGUCAAUCAAAGAUCAUCGCUUAAAGUCAUAGAGACUGGAUUAUCCUUGCCUGGAGUGGCUGUUACGCUAUAUAGGAUAACACAAUUGGAGGCAUUGACUAUACGGCUCAGAUUGGUGGCAAUUGUUCCUAACCAUGACAAAUAG
Molecule: messenger RNA, 1875 nt
Organism: Sphenostylis stenocarpa
Lineage: Eukaryota; Viridiplantae; Streptophyta; Magnoliopsida; Fabales; Fabaceae
Source: the annotation of a GenBank genome assembly